GAAUAAAUCCGUGUUAUCAUUGCAGAUAUGUGUCCUUAGAUAACAAACACCUAAUGGAGAAUGAACGAGGUUCAUGUUUUAUUCGAGGGCUAUUCCACCCAGAAUCCCGAUGGGUCCAUGUCCGCCAAUUGUUCAUGUGUUCUUAUUAAAACGGGCGAGGUUCGAAUAUUGGUUGAUUCCAUGACACCAUGGGAUGGUCCCAAGAUCAAGGAGAGCUUAUCGCAGCAUCACUGCUUGUCACAGGACGACAUCGAUUUUGUGGUUAGUACUCACGGUCAUUCCGACCACGUGGGCAACAACAAUCUGUUCUUGAAGGCUACCCACAUCGUGGGUCACUCUAUGUCCCAUAAAGACAAAUAUUUUGAACACGAUUUCGAUGCGAGUUCAUUUACACUCAGUCCAGGUGUGUUUGUGAAAGCCACUCCAGGUCAUACUUUGGACAGUGUGAGUGUUAUCGUGACAGACACUCGUCUCGGCACUAUCGCUAUUGUUGGGGACUUGUUCGAAAAAGAAGAGGAUCUACUUGAUGAUCAGGUAUGGAUUGAAGCUGGAUCAGAGAACGUGAGCAAACAACGCCAAAACCGGGCAGCAAUAUUGGCCCUGGCCGAUCAAAUAGUCCCUGGACAUGG
Messenger RNA from Tigriopus californicus, 629 nucleotides. RefSeq names its product metallo-beta-lactamase domain-containing protein 1-like. The annotation marks the transcript as partial. The transcript has a single exon. The record is from RefSeq and is a predicted model, not a curated record. Lineage: Eukaryota; Metazoa; Arthropoda; Copepoda; Harpacticoida; Harpacticidae.